AUGGACUCGAUUAAGGAGACCUUUGCCAGGUGCAAGGAGCAACGGCGCGCCGCUUUGGUCGCAUAUAUUACUGCUGGAUACCCCACUACUGAAGAGGCUGUUGAUAUCCUGCUUGGAUUGGAGAAUGGAGGUGCCGAUAUUAUUGAACUCGGUAUCCCUUUCACAGAUCCCAUUGCAGAUGGUCCCACUAUUCAAAAGGCCAAUACCAAGGCCCUCGAGAACGGAGUUACUGUCACCACAGUCCUUGAGCUCGUCCGCACUGCCCGAAGCCGAGGCUUGAAGGCCCCGAUCAUGCUCAUGGGUUACUACAAUCCGGUGCUGCGUUAUGGCGAGGAGCGUAUGCUCCAGGACUGCAAGAAGGCCGGUGUCAAUGGCUUCAUCAUGGUUGAUUUGCCACCAGAGGAGGCCGUUCGCUUCCGUGACCUUUGCGCUAGCACUGGUCUUUCUUACGUCCCUCUGAUCGCCCCUGCAACCUCCGAGUCUCGCAUGAAGCUUUUGUGCAAGAUUGCCGACUCCUUCAUCUACGUCGUUUCCCGUAUGGGUGUCACUGGUGCUACCGGCACGUUGAGCGCCAACAUUCCUGAGCUCCUGAAGCGCGUUCAUGAAUACUCUGGUAACGUCCCCGCUGCUCUUGGAUUUGGCGUUAGCACUCGUGAGCACUUCCUGGCUGUUCAGGACACUGCCGAGGGUGUCGUCAUUGGCAGUCAGAUCAUCACUGUUGUUGGUAAUGCUCCUGCCGGUCAGGCCGCCAAGGCUGCUGAGGAAUACCUCUCUAGCGUUACUGGUCGUAAGCGUGAGCGUGAUUCUCAGGGUUCUCUGACACAUGAGAUCAACAUCAUUGAAGCUGUGCAAAAGGCCCUGCCUGAUGCCGAGUCUGCCCCUACCAAGGUUAUCACCGAGGCUGACACCCCCGCCGGCCCUGGCCUCGGAGAUCAAUUGGAAGCCUUGAAUGUUACUAAGGACCCCUCUGCACAGCCAUCCCGCUUCGGCGAGUUCGGUGGUCAAUAUGUCCCCGAGUCCCUUAUGGACUGCUUGGCCGAGCUCGAGAAGGGCUUCGAUAUUGCCCGCAACGACCCCAAGUUCUGGGAGGAGUUCCGCUCAUACUAUCCUUACAUGGGCCGCCCUAGCAGCCUUCAUCUUGCCCAGCGCCUGACUGACCAUGUCGGUGGUGCCAAUAUCUGGUUGAAGCGUGAGGAUCUGAACCACACCGGUAGCCACAAGAUCAACAAUGCCCUUGGUCAAAUUCUCAUUGCUCGCCGUCUGGGCAAGACCCAAAUUAUUGCCGAGACCGGUGCUGGCCAGCACGGUGUCGCCACUGCCACCGUUUGCGCCAAGUUUGGUAUGAAGUGUACCGUCUAUAUGGGUGCCGAGGACGUCCGUCGCCAGGCCCUUAAUGUGUUCCGUAUGAAGCUACUCGGUGCUUCCGUCGUUGCUGUUGAUGCUGGUAGCCGUACUCUUCGUGAUGCCGUUAACGAGGCUCUCCGCGCCUGGGUUGUCGAACUUGACUCUACACACUACAUCAUCGGUUCUGCUAUCGGCCCUCACCCAUUCCCCACUAUUGUCCGCACUUUCCAGUCUGUCAUCGGCGAAGAGACCAAGCAACAGAUGAAGGAUGCUAUCGGCAAGCUCCCCGACGCAGUUGUCGCGUGCGUUGGCGGUGGCAGCAACGCCGUCGGUAUGUUCUACCCUUUCGCCAACGAUCACAGCGUCAAGCUCGUUGGUGUCGAGGCUGGCGGUGAUGGUGUCGAUACUCCCCGCCACUCCGCUACCUUGUCCGGUGGCUCUAAGGGUGUCCUCCACGGUGUCCGCACCUACGUCCUCCAGAACGAACAUGGCCAGAUCUCCGAGACUCACUCUAUCUCCGCUGGUCUGGACUACCCCGGUGUCGGUCCUGAACUGAGCGCCUGGAAGGAUGCUGAUCGUGCCACCUUCAUCGCUGCCGACGACAGCCAGGCUCUUGCUGGUUUCCGCGCCCUCGCCCAGCACGAGGGUAUUAUCCCUGCUUUGGAAUCUUCCCAUGCUGUCUGGGGCUGCAUGCAGAUUGCCAAGACCAUGAAGAAGGGUGAGAACAUUGUUCUCAACCUGAGUGGUCGCGGUGAUAAGGAUGUCCAGAGCGUUGCCGAUGAGCUGCCCCGUCUGGGUCCUAAGAUCGGCUGGGACCUGCGUUUCUAA
This is a messenger RNA of Penicillium cataractarum, 2172 nucleotides long. RefSeq names its product tryptophan synthase TRP5 (gene trpB). The record is from RefSeq and is a predicted model, not a curated record. Gene Ontology annotation, biological process: L-tryptophan biosynthetic process. Lineage: Eukaryota; Fungi; Ascomycota; Eurotiomycetes; Eurotiales; Aspergillaceae. Bases 1 to 2172 code for a protein of 723 amino acids. The transcript is spliced from 3 exons. Gene Ontology annotation, molecular function: tryptophan synthase activity. Gene Ontology annotation, cellular component: cytoplasm.